Molecule: messenger RNA, 1719 nt
Organism: Linum tenue
Lineage: Eukaryota; Viridiplantae; Streptophyta; Magnoliopsida; Malpighiales; Linaceae
Source: the annotation of a GenBank genome assembly
AUGGGUUCCUUGUCUGGAUUCUUCCAGCGGCCGAUAGUAGCAGCAGCCGCCGUCGCCGUUGCAUCUGUUUCCACCGACAUCUCCGACAGACUGCCUUCUCUGAAACCAACCCACGAUUCCUCUGCUGCAUCUCAUUCCUCACUGCUUCCGGAUUCCAGCUUCUCGUGGGCUUCUUCUCGCGCAUCCGUCUCCAAGCUAGCUGAUUUCAACUUCGUUAGCAGAAUUCGUGUUCCAAUCCCUAAUGCCAACCUCCUCGCCAAUGUGUCCACCCAAGUGUUACCUCCCAUCAAUGCAGCCACAUCAGCAGCUUCUUCGGUCGCUGGCUCGCCUCUCCUGGCUGAUGUGUACAACUCCGCGCAGCUGGCAAAAGGACCUACGCAUUCUGCGCCUCUGAUCACUCUGGCUUCUUCAACCCCGGAUGUUCUGUACAGGUGGCACCUGCCAAACCCUAAUGCCAUUUAUGUCAAUGGCUCGUCUGAUUGCUCGUCGGCGAAGUCUAGGACUGUUGUAGUUUUGCUGGGAUGGUUGGGAUCCAAGCAGAGGCAUCUGAAGAAGUAUGCUGAGUGGUAUACCUCAAUGGGAUUCCAUGCCAUUACAUUCACUUUCCCCAUGGCUGAGGUUCUCAGCUAUCAGGUCGGGGGCAAAGCUGAGCAGGAUGUGGAACUGCUCGUGAACCAUCUUGCCGAUUGGUUAGACGAUGAGCCAGGGAAGAAGAACGUGGUUUUCCACACCUUCAGUAAUACUGGAUGGUUGACGUACGGAGUUAUAUUGGAGAAGUUUCGAGAGCAAGAUCCUAGCUUAGUGGAAAGGAUUAAGGCAUGUGUUGUGGAUUCUGCACCAGUUGCAGCUCCUGACCCACAGGUCUGGGCUUCGGGAUUCUGUGCUGCAUUUCUGAAGAAGAAUAGUGUGGCUACGAAAGGACAUGCUAUUUCGAAUGUGGAGCUUAGAGUUGGCAGUGCAAAAUCGCUCAACCAGCCACCAAAGCCUGCACUAACUGAAGUAGCUCUGCAAGUGGUUCUGGAGAAGUUCUUUGGUGUUGUGCUGAAUCUUCCUACAGUGAACAAGAGACUCUCUGAUAUACUGAGCGUGCUAUCUUCGGACCAACCAAGGUGUCCACAGCUAUACAUUUACAGCUCGGCCGACAGAGUGAUCCCUGCUGGAUCAGUGGAAUCGUUCAUAGAGAAGCAGAAGAAGGCUGGGCACGAGGUUAGGGCGUGCAACUUUGUGUCGACGCCUCAUGUUGAUCAUUUCAGGAGUGACCCCAAAUUGUAUACUGGUCAGCUCACCCACUUCAUCGACGAUUGUGUGAUUAGAUGCUGCAACCAUUCUUGAUUGAUCUAUGAUUAACAUGUUAAAUGAAGGGAGGGCAAGAGGAUAAUAAGAUCCCUUCCCUAUCUCUCAAAUUCAUUUUUUGUUUCUAAACUAGGUAUACUUGUACAAGGGGUUACUACAUACAUAGCAAAAUGCUGUGUUCAGAUGAUGGGGGUGAAUUCAUGCUGCAAACGAAAACUGCAGUGCAUCUGGUGUUGGUUCUACGUUGUUAUUUUCAUACUAGACCACAAUAUUUAAUUUAUUAACAUUUUUGUGUCUUAUAUAAUUUCCUGUAAAUUUCUCUAUUGUUCGAACACUAUGAUCGAAUUUCACUUGUGCUUCGCUUGGAGCUUACUUUCGAGCCAAUUGUGUUUCAAACAUUCGAAAAAUUACUAAUGACUGUAAAAU